Molecule: messenger RNA, 3235 nt
Organism: Helianthus annuus (common sunflower)
Lineage: Eukaryota; Viridiplantae; Streptophyta; Magnoliopsida; Asterales; Asteraceae
Product: 4-alpha-glucanotransferase DPE2
Exons: 22
Coding region: 173-3076 (967 amino acids)
Biological process (GO): carbohydrate metabolic process
Molecular function (GO): 4-alpha-glucanotransferase activity; starch binding
Source: RefSeq, a predicted model, not a curated record
ACACUUCUUGUUUUUAUUAUCUCUUCCUUCAAAAAAAUCUCUACUCAAACAACCCAUCCUCCAUUUCUUUAUUCAAUUGCUUCCACAAAAUUUUGCGCCUUCUCAUAUUCACCCACACACACACCGCCUUCUACACUAAGUGACUCCCACUUCAAGCAAAGAUUAGGGGAUAAUGGUGAAUUUGGGGCUGUUUUCUGAGAUCAAGCCUGUGGUAUCUGUGAAUGUGAGGUUUAGAAUACCUUAUUAUACUCAAUGGGGUCAGAGUUUGGUUGUGGGUGGGUCUGAACCGGUUCUUGGGUCUGGAAAUGUGAAGAAAGGUCUUCUGUUGACCCCUUUUCAUGAAGGGAAUGAACUGAUAUGGGGCGGGAGUUUGACGGUUCCGACGGGGUUUCAAAGCGAGUAUAGUUAUUAUGUAGUGGAUGAUCAGAAAAAUGUGUUAAGGUGGGAAGGUGGAAGUAAGAGGAAAUUAGUGGUGCCUGAAGGAGUUGAAAAUGGGAAGGUGGUUGAGUUUCAUGAUCUUUGGCAGAAUGGUAGUGACGGUCUUCCUUUCAAAAGUGCAUUCAAGAAUGUCAUCUUUCGCAAGAGUAGCAGUUUGGCUAUUGAGAAACGGCUUGGCGCGAUUCAGAAUAAGCUGGAUCGUGAUGAUUCGGUUAUUGUCCAGUUCAAAAUAUGCUGUCCAAAUAUAGCAGAAGGAACAUCGAUAUACGUAAUUGGAAGCUCGUUAGAGCUGGGGAAAUGGAAAGUUCAUGACGGACUCAAACUCAAUUAUUCCGGUGAAUCGGUUUGGGAAGGAGACUGUUUAAUACCGAAGGCUGCUUUCCCAUUAAAAUACAAAUACUGUAAAUAUGGGAAAAACGGAAAUUUCUCUCUGGAGUACGGUUCAAACCGGGAGGUCACGGUUGACAUUUCAGCCAGUGGGCCAAAUUACGUUGUUCUAUCGGACGGCAUGAUGCGAGAAAUGCCAUGGCGAGGUGCGGGUGUUGCAAUCCCGAUGUUUUCGGUGAGAUCAGAGGAUGAUGUAGGCGUUGGAGAGUUUGUUGAUCUGAAAUUAGUUGUCGACUGGGCUGUUGACUCGGGUUUCCAUUUGCUCCAGCUUUUGCCGAUAAAUGAUACUUCUGUGCACAAGAUGUGGUGGGAUUCGUAUCCGUACAGCUCUCUCUCUGUAUUUGCUUUGCACCCACUAUACCUCAGACUCCAGCGACUUUCAGAAAAUAUACCAGAUGAUAUCAAUCAAGAGAUACAGAGGGCAAAGAAAGAUCUAGAUGGGAAGAAUGUGGAUUAUGACGGUACUAUGACUACAAAGCUUUCAAUUGCCAAGAAGAUAUUCGAUUUUGAAAAAGAUUCGAUACUAAAUUCGGAUUCCUUCAAGAAUUUCUUGUCCAAAAAUGAGGAAUGGCUAAAACCGUACGCAGCCUUUUGCUUUUUACGAGACUUCUUUGAAACUUCAGACCACAGUCAAUGGGGCACAUUUAGUCAAUUUUCAAAAGCUAAGCUUGAAAAGCUCGUGUCCGAGAACAGCUUCCACUAUGACAUCAUAUGCUUCCAUUACUAUAUACAGUACCAUUUGCACUUACAAUUGUCAGAAGCUGCCGAAUAUGCGAAAGAGAAAGGAGUGGUAUUAAAAGGAGAUCUCCCAAUAGGCGUCGAUAAAAAUAGUGUAGAUACUUGGGUAUAUCCGAAUUUGUUCCGGAUGAACACCUCUACGGGGGCCCCACCAGAUUAUUUUGACAAAAAUGGUCAAAAUUGGGGAUUUCCUACUUACAAUUGGGAGGAAAUGUCUAAAGACAAUUAUGCUUGGUGGCGUGCUCGUUUAUCACAGAUGGCAAACUAUUUCACGGCGUACAGGAUAGAUCAUAUAUUGGGUUUCUUUAGAAUAUGGGAGCUUCCGGCACAUGCAAUGACGGGUCUAGUCGGUAAAUUCAGGCCAUCUAUCCCACUCAGUCAGGAAGAGCUUGAAAAGGAGGGAAUUUGGGACUUUGACCGACUGAGCAAACCGUACAUUCGACAAGAGUUCUUACAGGAAAAGUUUGGACCUUUAUGGACAGUCAUAGCCUCUUACUUCAUGAACGAAUUUAAGAAAAAUCAUUAUGAGUUUAAGGACGAUUGCAACACGGAGAAAAAGAUUCUCGCCAAGCUGAAAUCACUCGUUGAGAAAAAAUUGUUGUUGGAAAAUGAAGAUAAAUUAAGACGGGAUCUUUUCGAUCUUGUGCAGAAUAUAGUGCUUAUUAGAGAUCCUGAGGAUGCUAAAAGUUUCUAUCCUCGUUUUAACCUAGAAGAUACAUCAAGUUUCAACGAUUUGGAUGAGAAUAGCAAGAACAUAUUUAGGAGAUUGUAUUACGACUACUAUUUCCAUCGACAAGAGACUCUUUGGCGCCAAAAUGCGAUGAAGACUUUGCCUGCACUUCUAAAUUCAUCAGAUAUGUUAGCCUGUGGAGAAGAUCUAGGCCUAAUUCCAUCUUGUGUUCAUCCUGUUAUGCAAGAGUUAGGAUUGAUAGGCUUACGUAUUCAACGUAUGCCAAGUGAGGCUGAUUUGGAGUUUGGUAUUCCUUCUCAAUAUGACUAUAUGACUGUAUGUGCUCCUUCAUGCCAUGAUUGUUCUACCUUACGUGCAUGGUGGGAAGAAGAUGAAGAUAGAAGACGUUCGUUUUUCAAAACCAUGAUCGGUUCUGACAGUCUGCCACCUGAGAAAUGUGUUCCGGAAAUAGUACGUUUUGUGUUGCGUCAGCAUGUUGAAUCUCCAUCAAUGUGGGCAAUAUUCCCUUUACAGGAUUUGUUAGCAUUGAAAGAAGAAUACACGACACGCCCUGCAACAGAGGAGACAAUCAACGAUCCCACAAAUCCUAAGCAUUACUGGCGAUUCCGUGUUCAUGUGACCAUGGAAUCCCUAUUGAAGGAUACAGACCUUACGGCAACGAUUAAAGGACUUGUUUGCUCGAGUGCAAGAUCUUAUCCUGGUCAAGAAGAAGCUCAACCAGGAGUAGCCGUGGUUCCACCGAAGCAGCAAAUUGCCGGUGAGCAGGAGAAGAUUCGGCUUCCUAACCAAGAUCCAAAAAUCACAAGCAUAGCUGUUCUGUAAGGUUGUUUUUACCUUUUUUUUAUGUGAUGCCAGAAGCCAUUGACUUUAUUGACUUUUUGUCGUGGAUCAUUGUUGCCAUAAAAGCAUGUAAAUCUGGGCUUUGGAUUCUUUGAAAGAAAUGCUUCAAUAAAAAAGUUGUAUAUGUUUUUCUCCUAAGCA